CACCGGAACUUCCUGAAUGGAUUUAUUUUAAUUGCAUCCUCGCUUAUCAGUGAUAAGACCAUAAAAAAACUUUAUUCAUAGUCUUUACUGUUCUCGUGGUGCCCACUGUUUUUUUUUUUAUCUUGUAUCAUUUGUGUCUGUGUGUCCUUGAUAAGCCAAAUAAUUAACUACAUUAAACAUGUUAGCUCCAAGCUAGCUAGCAUCAGAUGCACCAACCUGCCAACAAGUUUGUGCUCAACUCGGACUCUGACUGAACUCAGAACUCAUCAGAAACUUUUUUCUACGCUCUUUUGGUUAUUUCCCUCCAGCCUCUUUCCUUUUCUCCUCCAAUCUCUGGAUGUUUAGGAAGCAGAUCAAUAAAUCCCAGGAUAAGCAUGGAGUUAGAAAUACUGACGAACAGGAACACCAUGUAUGAGCAAAGAUAGACUGCCAGAUAAAAUGUUGCCAUUUUAUUUUUCAUACAUUUCUGCAAACCAUGAAUAGGUUCAGAUUAGCACGUGUCAUAUCACAUUCGGUAGGACUCUUAUGUUGAAAGGUGGAGGGGUGGUGGUGGCAUUACAGCUAGGCAAGAAGGCUGCCAAGCCAGUGACUGCUGUUCAAGACUGUGUUUCAACAGGUGACACCACUGGAUGUUUUUAACGAGACGCUGGGACAUUUUCCGGCUGUAUUUGUGGUGACAAUACAAGACAUAUUAAACCAGAUAUUGGGACGUUUACAGCCACUUUUGCAACAACAAAAAAAAUCCCAUUUUGUGGUGGGAAAUCUGAUAUAUUUCAGUAAGAUAUUGGGACAAUUUCCAGCCCUGUUUGAUGCAAGAAAAUUGGAUAUUUUUCAAGAUAUGGCACAUUUUCCAGCCAUUUCUGGGGCCAUGGCCAUUAAAACAUGCUCUUGGUGUGAACCGAGAAACAUUGUGUCUCUGUGAAGCAACAGCAUGGCCUGUAAAUGUUGCCAGUGGUGGUUGUGGCCUGUUCAUCAGAACUAGACAGGAAGACAAGGUUGCAUCUCAACAGCAGUGAGUGAGUGUGUGUGGUUUUUGAAGUUUAUUUGUAGAGAUAUCACGCAGUCGAAGACGUCGUAAGCACAUGUGAUUUUGCUGCCAUCCGUCUACUGUGAAUGCAGAGUAGACGGAAGCAGUCCAGUCACCAGUCUCUCUAUCAGACCUACCCAGACACACAGGGAAACACUGCAGGUUCAUCUCGUUUAGAUCAGCCAGAAAAACGAGUAACCAAGGAUUUGUAGAAAUGACCUCAUCUCUCAACCAGUCGACAGUUACAAACCAGACAGCAGUCGACAGUUGUGUUGACGUCGACACCUCGGCAGACCCCUUCUUCAUGGUCAUCUACAGUCUGGUGUUUCUGGCCGGUUUCUCCCUCAACGCCUUCAUCAUCAAGUUUUACUUCUGCCGAGCUCAUCGUAAGGCAUCCAGCAGCAUGACAGUUUACCUGAAGAACUUGGCGGCCGCUGACUUCCUGCUAUGCCUCUGUCUUCCCAUCCGCAUCACCAAAUAUGUUAGCAAAACGUUGACCACCCGCCUGGUCUUCUGCAACUUUGGAUUCUCUGCCUUUUUCCUCAACAUGUAUGCCAGCAUCCUGUUCAUGGGAUACAUCGCUGCUAACAGGUAUCUGAAGAUCGUCCAUGGAUCUGCAGCACCUCACAUCCUGCAGACGGUGCGGGCUGCACGUAUCAUCUCCACUGUCUCCUGGGUUUUCCUCCUGGCCCUGAUGAGCACCUACAUCGUCAUGUUAUUCCACAGCCUAAAACACUUGACCUCUGCCCCAGUAAGCUGUAAAGCACUUCACAGUGACCAGCUUGCUGUGCUCUACACAAUCAUAGACACUUUCUCCACCGUCAGCUUCCUGUUUGUCCUGGUCUCCUUGAUCUUCUUCUAUUAUAACACCUCCCGCAGGGUGUCAGAGGCGCGGCAGAGGCAGCCGACGUCCUCCAGCUCCAAGAAGCUUGCAAAGUCACACAGAAACAUGUUGGUGCUGGUCUGUGUCUUCUGUGUCUGCUUCGUCCCUUUCCACAUGUUUCGCCUUAUCGACAUAUUCCUUUGGAAGAAUUGUUCUAUGAGGACGGUUUCUUAUUACCUGAUGGAGGUGACGGUCAUGGUUUCAACUCUGAACGUCUGCCUGGACCCACUCAUCUACUUCAUCUUCUGCAAGGCGUUCAGGGCCCAGCUUAGCCGGAGAGGGGAGGCUAGAAACGGAUAAUUACUGUACAUAACAUUUAAUUUGCCAGGAAUGUAAU
Messenger RNA from Acanthopagrus latus (yellowfin seabream), 2247 nucleotides. Its product is annotated as P2Y purinoceptor 14-like. The record is from RefSeq and is a predicted model, not a curated record. The coding region runs from base 1242 to 2210 and encodes 322 amino acids. The transcript is spliced from 4 exons. Gene Ontology annotation, biological process: G protein-coupled receptor signaling pathway. Lineage: Eukaryota; Metazoa; Chordata; Actinopteri; Spariformes; Sparidae. Gene Ontology annotation, cellular component: membrane. Gene Ontology annotation, molecular function: G protein-coupled purinergic nucleotide receptor activity.